AUGGCGCAUGCACUGCAAACCGCUGUUUUGGGGGCGCUGCUGCUGUCUCCAAUCCCAGGGGUUCUCGGGGCGUCGACUAUAGAGGACCAACGAAGUGCGCCCGGAAGCGAGAGGUUCGGCGGCGGAUUGACCAUCUUAUCCGAUAAUCGUCUUGACAAUAGUCCCAAGAAUGGCUCCGCCGCUCUCCUCGUCCACCAGCAAGCAAGCUACGCCGCGGCCGUCGCCUCGUGCAAGGCCCUUAGUGAAGGCCUCUGGAACCCGGACACGAUGAAAUUCACUGACGGCCUGAAUAACUCGCUUUCAUACCAGGCCCACAUUGGUGCCGUCCCCGUCAGCCAGCUCUUCUGGGUCAACCGCGGACACCGGAAUACCACCGCCAGCUGCCGUCAGUGCCGUGCCAUUGAUAUCCACGGCAACACCAUGCCCUCCGACUGUACGCGCAAGCUCCCCGUCCUAUGCACCCAGACGGCCCCUGUCUCUACACAGGGAAACAACACGGCCACUGGCUAUCUCGUCAACCAUCCAGUGGGUAAUCAAAUGUAUACUGGCUACCGCGAUGCCUUCGCGUGGAAGUUUCGCGCCAUCCGAUAUGCCCCACAACCUACGCGCUUCGAGCACUCGACCCCGUUCGAGCCCAACGAGGCGACGGCGAUCACGGCACUGACGUCCAAGGCCGACUGCCUCCAGCCGGUGGGCGAAGUGCAGAGUGGUAGCAGUGAGGACUGCCUCUUUCUGAACGUCUGGACGACCCAUCUCCCGCCGCGGAAGGGGGGUCGCGCCAUCAAGCCGAAGCUAAAGCCCGUCAUGUUUUACAUCUACGGCGGUGGAUUCACUAGUGGCACGAGCAACAAUGGAAACGCAGAUGGCACGAAUCUCGCUUCUCGUGGCGAUGUCGUGGUAGUGACGCCCAACUACCGCGUCAGCACGCUUGGAUGGAUGGCAUUCGAUGACGGGGUCCAUAACGGCAACUACGGACUUGGAGAUCUCAUUAACGCGCUCAAUUGGGUGCAGAAGUAUAUCAAGGACUUGGGUGGCGAUCCAACAAGGGUGACCAUCUUUGGCGAGUCGGCCGGCGCUAUGCUCGUCCGGGCAUUGCUCGCCUCUCCUAAGGCUCAGGGGCUGUUCUACGCUGCCAUCAGCAUGUCUGGCCCGACGGGGCUCUCAGGGAACGAACAUGGCUCGACUUCCUACUACAACUCCAUCGAGUCGGAAUUUGAGGGGACUUCCAAGGCCAUCCUUGACAAGAUGGGCUGCUUGAAUGCCACAGAUCGGCUCGCCUGCAUGCGGGAGGUCAACGCCACUGAGUUGAUAAACAUCAGUGCCGUAUCCAGAUCACUGGUUCAGGACGGGACAUGGCUCGUGUCGAACACUCUGGCGCUCAACAACACAAGCGGCUACACCAAAGACGUGGCCUUCAUGACAGGGACAAACCGCGACGAGCUCGGUGUCGACGUCGACCCGAUCAAGGAAGGCGCCAACAUCACCGACAUCUUCGCGCACCACCUCCCCGGCGACGUAGGCGACCUCUCCCAUUUCCUCAACUCCUCCGCCUUCGCACCCCCCAACCCAACAUCCCCAACCCAAAUCCUCAACGCCACGAUCCGCGCCUCCACCAACGGGCUAUACACCUGCCUCGAACAAGCCACCGCCUACACCGCCGCCCGACACGCCGCCUUCAAAACCGUCUACUCCUUCCAAUUCAACCGCACCUACAGCCCGCCGGGCUACACCAAACCGCACUGCGACGCGCCCAAAACGGCCGCCCGCCCGAACGGCGACCCCGACGCCGAGUACUUCAAGUGCCACGCCGGCGAGAAGAUGGUCGUCUUCGGCAACCCGCUGCGCGCCGGCCUGCCCGACCGCGACGGGCUUGAUGUGCCGUUCGCGCAGUUGGCUGUUGAUUACUGGAGCGCGUUUGCGAGGACGCAAGACCCGAACCCGAGUAGGGCGUAUUUGGAGGCGCGGGGGUAUUGGGGGACGCUGGAGCAGGUGGAGAAGGUUGGGUUGUGGGAGACGGCGGGGCCGGGCGGGUGGCGGUUGUUGCAGUGGAAUGGACGGCAGCAGGGGGUCACGGAGAAGGCGCAGUGUGAUGCGCUGGGGUUGUCGGUUGACUAUUUUGAGACGAGAUGA
Molecule: messenger RNA, 2130 nt
Organism: Chaetomium globosum CBS 148.51
Lineage: Eukaryota; Fungi; Ascomycota; Sordariomycetes; Sordariales; Chaetomiaceae
Exons: 3
Coding region: 1-2130 (709 amino acids)
Molecular function (GO): cholinesterase activity
Source: RefSeq, a predicted model, not a curated record